AUGGCAAGAGAGGGCGCGACGACGACGCGCCUGAAAAACAUCGAAACCGAAUUGCGCAACAUGGCAACAUGUACCGCCGCGACCGUCGCGGAGCUUCAAGAACUACUCAAGCUGUCUGGAGACGCGGCGCAGUCGCAAAAAGAGAACAUCCGCAGCAGGAGCGCAAGAGCACCCAGCGCCCAGUCGACAGCUCGCAGACGGCCUGGGACAGCUGCUUCUGCGAGGACGGAGCCUGGCGCAGAUGCAGCCGCGCUUCUGACUCCCCGCCAGCGAUACGUGCUUGCCACCCAGACGGUCAACGCGACCCUCAAGUCUCUCGCCGACGCGCUCAAAACGCCCGCGACGCCACAGAGGCCUAGAACCCCCACAGCUUCGGCGAAGGUUGCACACACGUCCCAAGCCAAAAGCACCGCGACAUCGCAGCGUCCGCUCAAAGAACGCUCCGUCAGCCAGAUCACGAACUCGCCCACGAAGCCGACGCCGUUGCGCCGCUCCUCGUCCUACUCGACCUUCACGAGCCCCGACUCGGGCUUGGUUGCGACUGCCGAGUGCGCCAGACUUGCAUUCGCAUACCUGAAUACAUCAGAAGGGAUCCAGUUUGUGGGCAAGGACUCCCCUGAGCUGGCUCUGGAAAAUGGACGGCUGUCGCUAAUUGGAAAGCUGGUGACUCAUGGCUUGGAUAGCCUUGCCGUCAAGGAGAUGCGCUUGUUGAAGAAGAGGCUGGAUGCAUGUACUCGCAGAGCGAAUGCCACAGAGGAUGCUCGACCUGCAUCUAGUCGGUCCACAUCACAGCAGGCGCCAUCAUCGGAAAAGGAGAGCUUAGCAGCUCUCCUAGACUUCGGCGAUGUCCAUCACAGCAGCGCCGCCAUACCCAUCAUCAUCAACCUGCAGAUUUACGUGCUGCGUGUGCUUGGAAGAACAAAACGUCCACGCCUUGUAGAAACGGCAUGGAGCUAUCUCAAGCUGUCCCAUCCUUCCAACCCCACCAACCUCAUCUUGCACACUGCAAAGGAGAAGGCCCAUCAAGCUAAAGCAGCGCGCCAACUGGAAUCACUCGCUCAGACUAUCCUUCAACUUUGUCCAAGCAUCUCUAUGUCCGCCGAUCAAGACCUGCCACAACCGUCUCCAGAUAUCGUCCUGUGCCUGCAACAUCUCGCGUUCGGGAUACGGCAGAGAUGGUGGACUCUAGCCCAACACAAAGGCAGCAAGGAUAAGGAGCUCGUUGAACCCUUUGCAAAAUGUCUCGUGGCGUUUGCAAGGCGAUCGACCUUGCCUGCCGUAAAGAAGUACAAGGUAGCCGAGUCCUUGUAUUCGAACUUGUUGGGCACGGGAAAUAGUACCGACUUUUCCCAAAGGAAUGGGAAGAGUCUGGCUGGAGCUAAGAAUCACACCCUCGUCUCACUCGCACGCGCUGCAGAUCUUCCCGACGAAGCCCUUCGUUGGUUGGGUGAUUCCUCCUCUUCUACAGCCACACAAACUGGGCCCACAGCUGCGGUUCGAUCGGUCCGCAUCGCCACUGUAUCUCUAGAAGCUUAUAUAAGAGAUCCCUCACGAACUGAUCAGGACGCCACUAUCAACGCUGCUCUCGAAAGCCUCUCUGGUAGCUUGGAUGGGACUGUCCGGGAUCUGGAGACGCUGCUGAUAGAAGUUCAUGCAUUACGACGGGUGGCGACCCGUAUCAUUUCAACUGCGUCUUCACCAGACAAGACAGACUGGUCGGUGACACUUUGUGGGCACUGUAUACGCAUCAUUGCAGCAAGCAUUCCUUUUUCUAGACGAUUCAUCGGAAGCCGACCUCCUGAUGAUGCCUCGCCUAGACAAAUAACCGCAUACCAAGCGCGUUUUGCGCUGGUUACGAAGCUUGCGAGGAGCACUGUCGAUUCCGUGUCAGUCUGUUGCAGACUCCCACUUUCAUCAGAGGCCACCUGGGAAGAGCUCGAUAAAUUGAUCCAGGACUGCAUACGCCUCAUAUCACAGCUCGAGGGAGAGCCCGCAGGUAACGACGAUGCGAGUCUCGCGUCUCAAGAAGGAGCAAAGUCGGUCUUUGUCAAAUUCUCCAAUCUGUAUUCGGCUUUCCGUCGACCUCUACAAAAACUAAAAUGCGAUUCGUCUGCACUCAAAACUAUGCAAAGGUCUACUACGCUUCUCUAUUCACGGCCUCAAGCCGAAAAAGAAGCCGGACAGCUCACCUCGAAGCUAGAAAGACUAGGCGAAGAGCUACACGCGCUUGAUCGUUUCCAGGAGUCCCGUCAGGCGUACACACAGUGUCUUCAGACAUCACUUGAUGGGGGCUUAUGUCAAGAGAUUGUCAAGGCGACUUCAAAGCACCAUGUCGUGCAUGUCUUUAGGCAAGACUCUCUAAUUGGUGAUCUAGGAAGAGUCCUGCGGUUGUAUCAUCGCUCCUUCACGAAGUUUGGUCUGGGCAAAUCCCAGGAGCUCGCUUUCUUCGACGACGCCAAUUGCCCUGCUGCUGCGCGCGGAGCACUCCUGGAAUGGCAGCUAGAAACAUACCAACAAACGCUAUCUAGAAACCGCUCUUGGGAUGCUGCCCUCAACUCGUCGCUACAAGCCAUAACAGACCGCCUUCUGAGCAUAUACACACCUCACCAAUUUCCGCUGAGACGAAAGAGGCUGCACCUACUACUUCUGCAGCUAUCGCAGAUGUAUCCGAACAUCAUAUCGAACGCCUAUUUUUCGGACGAUUAUCAGUGGGAAAGCGACGGUGACAUUUAUCAAACAGAGGAUGGGGGUUUGGCACGAUUCGGAGAUCACCUAAGGUCUAUGAUCCUUCUCAAAACCUUAUUGCACCGAGGAGACCUGUCGCUUCAGCAGCUUCGCGACUGCUUUAGUACCUGGCAGAAUAUGUUGGAUGCCACCAAAUCGUGGGAUGAGGUGGAGGAUCGAGUUGAUAAUACUCAAAACUGGCUCGAGGCGAUACAAGCAAGUGCGGACUUUCUCUGCGCUAAGGGCGAAGAAUAUGAAGCGCUCCCAGUUAUCCACCUCCUUGUUCGGGUUCUGGAGCUUCGAAAGGGCACAGAUCAAUCACAACUAAUCUUAGCUCUGAAUACACUGGGCUUGCAAUUCUUGAGACUGGGCUAUUCUGGCAAAGCAGGGCUGGCUUUCGCUAAAGCUGAGUUUUUGUUGAAUGCAACCGCAUCGAUUGAAGCAAAGCUGCGGUGGCACAUAGGCUACGCUGAGUACCUCUUGGGUACUGGCAACACUUCGAAAUGCGAAACCAUACUCUGCGCCGCCGAGACACUUGCUGGAAAGGAUCCUACCUUUAUCGACCUAUCGAAGCCAUCCGCAACCCAUUCCAUGCGCAUGACGUUCAACAAUAUUGUAGCAGAAGCCUGCUAUGUUUCAUCUCUGCUCUGUGCAAGCAAGGGAGACUACAAGAACGCGGCGAGACACGCUCGACAGGCAGUCUUGGUCAAUCGACGUAUCUGGGCUGCGCGAGAGGGCCACGUCAAUACUCGCAAAGCUGUCUCAGCAGAAGGACCGACAGGUGCACCUUUCGACCCUCUAAGCUCCAUUCGCGAUGAGAAAGGCACAUCGAUUACCAGUUCUAUCACCCACGAGGCGCUCAAAGGACCGGAGUUCUGGUCGCUGGUGCCGUCGCUAUAUAGGGCCUUGAUACAGCAUUCAAUCGUCAUAGCAAGCCAAGGCAUGCUCGAAGAGGCUGUCUACGUACUCCAACAAGCAGAAAAAGUGGCUUCCGCCAUUGGUUCCCGCACUUUGCUUGUGGAUCAUGCCAGCCGUCUCGCUGAUUUAUGGAUCCAGAGUGGCAGACCCGAUAAAGCACAGCCUUUGUUCGACGGACUAGAUAUAUCUCAGUCCUCAAAGCACUUGAGCACUGUUUCGUAUCAUCUGUCCCUUGCGAGAAUGCAUCACGUAAGCCAACGGUUCGACGAAGAGAUGGCCGAAUACGAUACCUUGGAAAAACUACUAACGUACUUAUCUUCGCCCUCAUACAUCAGUUCCAGGACUAGCUUUACUUCCAGUCUGGAUGCUUUGACCAAAAAUGUAUCUGCCCUCACUCUGGAAGAGUCAACGCCAGCGUUGGUUCAAACGACACGAACUGUGAGAACUCGAACAACGACUGUCAAAAAUCCUGAAAAGACAACUAUUCGCAAGACUGUAACGAAGACGACCAUGACCCGCACGACUCGUAAAGCUCCCCUCAAAACCGCACCCACAGCAGCUUCGAAAAUUUCGACUAAGGCUGCCACUUUGCCUGAUAAUGGGAAACAAAGUGCUACUGAGCACUGUGCGUCACUCGAUGCGAUUCAAGCCGACAUUUUGUACAGACGUGUUGCCACAUAUCUCCUGCAAGAAGACGUUGCGAAAGCCAUGGACGUUUUGAGUAGAGUUGAGAUGUCAGAACAAGACCGGGAAGGGUCUCAUGCUUGGGUACGCUUCAAGGCAAUGCUAGCACAGGCUAUCACGAGCAUAUCCAACGAUUUCACCUUCAACACUUUACCCGAAUCUACGAUUGCGUUCCCUUCCAUCCCGCCAAAGGACCGUCGAUCGUCUGAAGGAAUCGCUGCCAAGCGCCCAGCUGUCAAGCCUAGCACGAAACUCGCACGUGGGAAAAAGCAAGGUGGAGAUGACUUCGUUGAACUGAUCGAGAACGCUCGCGAAAAGUUGGUCGAGGCACACGCUCAGCACGCUACUGCUGCCAGUAAUCACGUAUUCCGACAGCUCUGCGCAGCUUUGAGCCAUGCUACGAUUCUCCUUUCCGCUGUAUCUCAAGGUCGCAUACGCGGGUCUAUUCACCCGCUGUAUUCUGCAUACAUGAGUGAAAUCCCCAAGCACCAUGCUUUGGCACUUGCUCAGGACUCAGUGGAGGUUGACCAAGAAGUCAUGUCACGAGAAGUGUGUUUACAAUGGCCGAAGCUCACUGGAAAACAGCGAUUUAUCGCAUCACCAACCGACUUUCAACAUGACUACAUCGACAUUAUACCCGAGACAUGGUGUGUUGUAUCGUUAGCGCUGAGCGAAGAACAAGACGAGCUGUACAUCACUCGUUACCAAAGGAACACGUCUCCCUUUGUCCUGCGACUACCGUUGGCUCGUCAUUCUUCCCGCGACCUGGAUGAGGAGGAGUUUACUUUCGCGGACGGCAAACGAGAGCUUGAAGAGAUCAUUGAGCUCAGCGACUUUACGACGCGAAAUGCUAAGGAUCUGACUUCAAGAGAAGGCAGAAGACAAUGGUGGGAAGACCGUGAAGCACUAGAUGUCAAACUCCGCGAGCUGCUGCUCAACAUCGAGAAAAUCUGGCUUGGUGGCUUCCGGGGCAUCUUUUCGGAUCACGUUCAUCAACCGGGCCUCUUAGCUCGCUUCCGCAAAUCCUUUGACAAUAUCCUGGAUCGCCACUUACCUUCGAGACAGAAGAGGGGGCAGCAAAAGAGACCGAGCCUUGACCCAAGAGUACUGGAGUUGUUCAUCGGCCUAGGUGACGCUUCCAAUCCAGACCUCGAUCUCGACGAAGCACUCACAGACCUCAUUUACUUCGUUGUUGACAUCCUCCAAUUCAACGGCGAGCCGAACGCUUACGAUGAGAUUGAUUUUGACUCUAUGGUCAUUGAAACGCACGAAGCUUUGCGCGCUUACUAUGACAGUGCAACAAAGGUGUCACCGGUAUCUGCCCACACCAUCCUCAUAUUGGACAAAGAUCUGCAUAUGCUUCCCUGGGAAUCGGUCCCAUGUCUCGAGAAGCUCUCAAUAUCUCGACUUCCUUCGCUGGCCGCGUUGCGAGAACGCUUGCUCGCAGCCAGAUUGCCAACCGCGACCCAGAAUGCACCCAUUGGGCACUACAUUUCCGCCGAUGCAGGCGGUACAAGCAUGCUCAAUCCUUCGGGGGAUUUGGGUCACACAUCCAAGACAAUUAAGCCUCAUUUGGACAGUAUGCAAGGUACCUGGACGCACAUCGCCAACCGACCGCCUUUAGAGAAGGAAUUCGAAGAUUGCUUGAGGAACGACCAGCUGGUACUGUUCUUUGGACAUGGCAGUGGAGCGCAGUACAUACGUUCGAAGGCUGUGCGACGACUGUAUCUGAAUGGGAAAACGCAGUCAGAACCAGAGAAGAAGAAGUCCGGUUGCGCAACUACGUUCCUUUUUGGCUGCUCGAGCGUUCAUCUGUCAGACAACGGGAUAUAUGAGCCUUCUGGCAUGCUCUCAAGCUACCUUACUGCGGGAGCGCCGGCAGUGUUGGGCAUGCUCUGGGACGUCACGGACAAAGACUGCGAUCGUCUCGCUGUCAGAGCUGGCGAGCUGUGGGGACUGUGGCCAGAGCCAGACCCCGAGGAUGAAGUUGUUGUUGAGCCGCCACCUACGGUUAAGAAGAAGAAAGGAAAGAGCAGGGCCGCGCAGCUCGUUGAGGAGAUGGACACCCCGAGGGUAGCGAACAAGUCGCGAAAGGGUAACGCCCGCGAGGAUGCAAGCGUUAGGGUAGAAAGAAGACGAGGCAUUGGUUUGGAUGAAGCAGUCAGAGAUGCAAGGAAAGCAUGUGUGUUGAGGUAUUUGAACGGGGCUGCUGCUGUUGUCUACGGGAUACCCGUGUAUUUGGAGUAA
Messenger RNA from Paraphaeosphaeria sporulosa, 6573 nucleotides. RefSeq lists its product as uncharacterized. Lineage: Eukaryota; Fungi; Ascomycota; Dothideomycetes; Pleosporales; Didymosphaeriaceae. Gene Ontology annotation, biological process: meiotic chromosome separation; proteolysis. The transcript is spliced from 3 exons. Gene Ontology annotation, molecular function: protein binding; cysteine-type endopeptidase activity. Gene Ontology annotation, cellular component: mitotic spindle pole body; centrosome; cytoplasm. The coding region runs from base 1 to 6573 and encodes 2190 amino acids. The record is from RefSeq and is a predicted model, not a curated record.